AUGGAACCCCGAUCACCGUCGCCAACCACUGCAACAGAAAGCACCAGUUCAACGACAACGGCCUCACCAUCGACGCCCGCAUCCCAGUCGCCAGCAUCUCCCGGCGAAGAAGUUGCACGAGAAACAGCACGCGAUGCUGGUACGGAAACGGUGAAACAAAAGGUUAAAAGACGUAGUGAGAGGAAACGAAAGAAGAAGCAGAAGAAAAGAAAGCGAGGUUUCGUUUCAAAUCCAGUACCUUAUACUCAUCCUUCAGUUAUAUCUUUACCUGAAGUGCUACUGCUAGAUUUCUAA
Gongylonema pulchrum is the source of this 294-nucleotide messenger RNA. NCBI's taxonomy places the organism in Eukaryota, Metazoa, Nematoda, Chromadorea, Rhabditida, Gongylonematidae. The record is from the annotation of a GenBank genome assembly.